This is a messenger RNA of Coregonus sp. 'balchen', 6955 nucleotides long. Lineage: Eukaryota; Metazoa; Chordata; Actinopteri; Salmoniformes; Salmonidae. The record is from the annotation of a GenBank genome assembly.
AAUCAUCAAAUAAGAAUUGACGCGUAAACAAACCACGGCUAGCUACAAAUAAUGUGAUAGCCAUCUUCUUGGCGUUUACUUUUCUGUCAACGUAGGGAUGUUGGUAUUUUGCAUUAUCAAGUAGCUAAGCAAGCAUCACGAUUCGAGUCACGAUUCCUAGACAAGUAAGUAGCUUGCUAUUUGGCUGCUGGUACGUAAAUCUCAUAAAUACUGAAUCACAUUUGAAAUGCUGGUGUUUGACAGUCAGGGCCCACAGUAGGUUUGUUGAUGUCAUGGUCGUUUUAACGUUAGUUAGAUCUAAUUUACCGACUAACAUGAAUCGUUUUUUUUAUUUCACUCUAGGAAGAUGAUAUCCCAGCUGUUCAUCUUGUCCUCCAAAGGAGAUCACCUCAUCUACAAAGACUGUAUCCUACAUCAUAAUAUCUUACCGUUCCCUCUUACACAUAGCCUUAAUCUUCAGGCAUUUAUCCCAGUGAGUUGUCAGUGGAAAUGCUGUGAAUAAUGAAUGCCCUUAACCCUGAGUUGUCAGUCCGCUGUGAAGCUGGAAGCGAUGCUGUCAACAAAUUCUAUGAGAUGGUCACUGCAUUGACUGGUGACCAGCCUCCAGUGGUCAUGGUAAGUUGAAGGGUUUGGCAAAUAGGCAUGGUGUGGGUUUUGAUCAGCCCUCUGUUACAGUAUAAUCGUAGUUUCAAACAGUAAUGUGAUUUCCCUCCAUGGUUGCCCACAGAAACACAAGGAGCUGCAUUUUGUUCACAUCAAACAGGGAGGGCUCUAUUGGGUUGCCACGACGAAAGCUGAUGCCUCGCCCUUCACCAUCAUUGAGUUCCUAAAUAGGUAAUUGUGUCUGUAAUGAAUGAAUUCUAAAUGUAGCAUUCUGUGUGUAUUUAAUAUCUCAUUUGGUGUGCAUCAGUCUCUCCACAACAACCUGAUUUACAGGAGUGUGUGUGUGUGUGUGUGCGUGUGUGUGUGUGUGUGUGUGUGUGUGUGUGUGUGUGUGUGUGUGUGUGUGUACUGAUGUUUUGCUUACUGUGUCACAGAUUAACAGCCCUGGUUAAGGAUUACUGUGGUUGUCUGUCAGAGAAGUCUGUCCGGAUGAACUUUGCUCUCAUUUAUGAGCUGUUGGAUGAGGUAGUGGUGAGUAUCCCCUCUCUCCUCUUGCAUCCAUCUUUAGGCCAUUUUGAAGGCCCUAUCUUUGGUCCUGGUUAUCUGUGCCUAUCUCCGUUCCUCCUUAUUCCCACUGUCAUCUAUUUCCCUCCCUCUCUCUCGUCCCUCCUUUCUCUCACUUUAUCCCCAUCAGGACUUUGGUUACAUCCAGACGACCUCUACUGAUAUCCUGAAGAACUUCAUCCAGACUGAGGCGGUCAGCUCCAAACCCUUCAGCCUGUUUGACCUCAGUAACGUGGGGCUGGUAAGACACCAAUGCUUGGUCACAAUCACACUGACUCUUGGGGCUGCCCUGAAAAUAAGUGCACUGGAUCCCAUUUGCUAACAUGUCCAGGUUAUCAGCUUUUUAACAUUAACAUGUUGAGCCCUACUUACUCAGCUCUUUUAUUCCACUUUCUUUUCCUUCCUGGUCAGUUUGGAGCAGACACCCAGCAGAAUAAAGUGGCCCCCAGUGCAGCUGCCACACGGCCCAUCAUGUCCAGUCAAGGAGAACAGGUAAAGAAUGUGUCUACUGCUGGAUGUUAUGGGAUAACCCUAAGUGCUAGUGUGUUGAUCGAUGAAGAUGUAAAGGUAUGUAUACAUUCUUUGAAUAUGUAUGUAUGUAUUCAACACCCUGUUUUUUUCCCUUCUGUCUUCAGGGAGGCAAAAACGAGAUAUUUGUAGAUGUGAUUGAAAGGAUGUCUGUAGUCAUUGGUGCCAAUGUAAGUAUCACAGUAUCACUGAUUACAUGGUGGAACCAUGCAUAUGAUCAGUAUCUCUUCCUUAAAGGGCAACUCUGUCUACAUGUGAAAACGGUGCAUUUCUAUGAUCUGUAGUUAAGAAGAAUGGUCCUAAAAAAAUGCUUCUCUGUAGCCAUCCAAUUGGCGACAGAUUUUCAUGUGAAUAUUCUAAAAUCUGCUUAAAGAAAUACGCGCAUUUUCCCACGAGUGGUGUGUGUCCACCAAACGGACUUGCGGAUAAAAGUCACUGCGUGAUGACGUAGUGCACACAAAAUUAACUUUUUUGCUUAAGUUUUCAUGUACCGAAUAAAAAUCUAACUAUAGUUUUGUCACAAAAACUGUUGCGUUCAAUAGCAAAUGUGCCUACUCUGGUCUUGGCACGUGCGCUCUAGACAACAUCUUGCAGAUACAGUGUGGGUAGGCUAGUCUACAUGAUGAGAUUAUUAUGAAUGAGUGAGAAUAUUUGUAUUUGUCAAGCAUUGAUUAUGUCACCAGAAUAAGACCCUCAAUAUUUAUUGGAAAGGAGCAUCAAGAUCACCGUGCACUUUCACCACCCUGUGAAGUUCAUCAUAAAUUAUUUAAUUUAUAGCCUAAUAAACUGCAUGGUUUCCCAAGUCGUAGUGGGAGGACCACACACCAUAUAUCAUUGCUUGACUCCAAGUUUACUUCGAUAUUAUGGUUAUUAUAUCAAUAUUUGCAUAUAAAGGCGUUUCCACCACCAUUUCUCGCAAAAAAACGGAAAAUAACGAACAAAUUAUCUGUCGGCAUUUAUAGAAUUGUACUGAAACUUCCUGUUUCCAUCACAGCUGACAUUCUUUUAUUUUUGAUGCGAUAUGACUUUACUCGCAUAAAAACUGUGGAUGGAAACGUGGUUAGUGACAUCACAGGGUAAGAUUAAAAGUUUUAAAAUAUUGUGAUUUUCAAAACCUGCAAUGAGUUUCUAGCCAGAGGGAGGAUAUUUUCUUGCUCCCCAAGUCACCGCGAAUCUCACUGUUUUUAAAAUGUUUUAACUUCUGAUUAGGUCAUCGGGUAGAACUUUAACGUUAUAUAUUUUUCUACAAAACGUAUAAAUGCGCCGUUUUCACAUACAGUGGGGAGAAGAACUAUUUGAUACACUGCCGAUUUUGCAGGUUUUCCUACUUACAAAGCAUGUAGAGGUCUGUAAUUUCUAUCAUAGGUACACUUCAACUGUGAGAGACGGAAUCUAAAACAAAAAUCCAGAAAAUCACGUUGUAUUAUUUUUAAGUAAUUAAUUUGCAUUUUAUUGCAUGACAUAAGUAUUUGAUACAUCAGAAAAGCAGAACUUAAUAUUUGGUACAGAAUCCUUUGUUUGCAAUUACAGAGAUCAUACGUUUCCUGUAGGUCUUGACCAGGUUUGCACACACUGCAGCAGGGAUUUUGGCCCACUCCUCCAUACAGACCUUCUCCAGAUCCUUCAGGUUUCGGGGCUGUCGCUGGGCAAUACGGACUUUCAGCUCCCUCCAAAGAUUUUCUAUUGGGUUCAGGUCUGGAGACUGGCUAGGCCAUUCGAGGACCUUGAGAUGCUUCUUACGGAGCCACUUCUUAGUUGCCCUGGCUGUGUGUUUCGGGUUGUUGUCAUGCUGGAAGACCCAGCCACGACCCAUCUUCAAUGCUCUUACUGAGGGAAGGAGGUUGUUGGCCAAGAUCUCGCGAUACAUGGCCCCAUCCAUCCUCCCCUCAAUACGGUGCAGUCGUCCUGUCCCCUUUGCAGAAAAGCAUCCCCAAAUAAUGAUGUUUCCACCUCCAUGCUUCACGGUUGGGAUGGUGUUCUUGGGGUUGUACUCAUCCUUCUUCUUCCUUUUCAUCCAUGAAGGCGUAGUGUGUUACUAAUGGUUUUCUUUGAGACUGUGGUCCCAGCUCUCUUCAGGUCAUUGACCAGGUCCUGCCGUGUAGUUCUGGGCUGAUCCCUCACCUUGUGCAGGUCUACAAUUUCAUCCCUGAUGUCCUUACACAGCUCUCUGGUCUUGGCCAUUGUGUUUGAUUGAGUGUGUGGACAGGUGUCUUUUAUACAGGUAACAAGUUCAAACAGGUGCAGUUAAUACAGGUAAUGAGUGGAGAACAGGAGGGAUUCUUAAAGAAAAACUAACAGGUCUGUGAGAGCCGGAAUUCUUACUGGUUGGUAGGUGAUCAAAUACUUAUGUAAUGCAAUAAAAUGCAUAUUAAUUACUUAAAAAUCAUACAAUGUGAUUUUCUGGAUUCCGUCUCUCACAGUUGAAGUGUACCUAUGAUAAAAAUUACAGACCUCUACAUGCUUUGUAAGUAGGAAAACCUGCUAAAUCGGCAGUGUAUCAAAUACUUGUUCUCCCCACUGUAUGUAGACACUGGCUUGGUGCUGGAGAUCAUGAAUAUGAGCUUGAAAAGUGGUGGAGUUGCCCUUUAACCUAUACUUCCUUUCUGGCCUUUCCAUUUCUCUCUCUCUCUCUCCCUCAAAGCAUUUACAUUUGAUACUUAUGUUUUAAACUGUACCACACCAGAAAAAUCAUUUAGGGUUUUAUAUUUUUAUAAGUAUAUAUAAGGAUGUUAUAUUGCUGAAUGAUCAUAAACUGAAUAAAUUCCCUCACUGUUCUCCAGGGUGUUCUGAUGAAGGCAGACAUUGAGGGAGAGAUCAGAGUGAAGUGUUACAUGCCAAGCUGCUCAGGUGAGCUUUCGUGUUUCAAGUCUUCAUUUUGAAUGAUAAGCUGCAAGAGGAGGCACAGUAAAUAGAGGGCAAGUACAAGCCCAAAUUCCUCCAUGCCAAAUUCUCCUCACUUUCUCUCCCUUUCCCCCUCUACUCUGUUCCUCACCCUGUCCAUAGAGAUGCGGAUUGGACUGAAUGAAGAGUUCAGCAUAGGAAAGUCCCAGCUGAGUGGUUGGUACCCUCCCUUUGCAAAUACUACAUUAUUCACUGGCUAGAUCAGUCAAUUUGAUAAGAUCGGCAGAGUCACUGUGCUGACUGAAUGGGUGACCUGAAUGAUUACUACACUUCCUGUAAAAUCCUGCACUAGAUGAAUAUGAGGCCAUUGUAUUAAAACAUGAUUCCCUGCCACAGCAUUGAUUGUCAUAAUGGAUGUUAUUGACCUUUAGUUGUACUCUUAUCCUUGUUGUGGAAGAGCACAGUCACUAUGGGCUGAAUUAAGUAAGCAUUUCACUGUAAUGUCUGCACCUGUUGUAUUCAGCGCAUGUGGCCAAUAAAAUUUGAUUUGAUUUGAAUUCCCAUAGAUUCAGAUUUGCGCACAUUCUCGUUCAGCUCUCUCAUUGACAUCAAGGCAUUACACAAAAGUCUGUUAUCUGCUUUUAUUCAAAUUAGGAUUCUACCCUAUAUUCCUAACAUAAUUUCCCUUUCCCCACCCUCUCUCCUCUCAGGCUAUGGGGCAGCUGUUCAUGUGGAUGAGUGCAGCUUCCACCAGGCUGUCAGGCUGGAUGAGUUUGACACCUACAGAAUCCUGAAAGUGUGUCCCAGCCAAGGAGAGGUGCUCAUGGAAUUUACUGAAUCACAUGCACACACAAACACUACAACAAUACUUGUAUCUCACUGUUACAUAAACAAAUGUAUUCUCUCUGACAGUUUCUCACAAACUUUUUCGUUCUCUAGCAAACAGUGAUGCAAUACCAGUUGUGUGAUGACCUGCCCACAGCCCCUCCAUUCCGUCUUUUCCCUUCUAUAGAGAGGGACAGUGGUGGCAGGUACAGAACACUGUUCAUUCAUUUUGGGUAGAGAACCCUUUACCAGAACCAUCUCAAAAUAUGUAGAACACACAGAUUUCACUUACUCAUUAUGACGACAGUAAUUUUAUCUUCCCCAUUUUACUAACUUGAGUGUUGGGAAAUCAAGUCUUUAAACAUCCCAAUCACCACCCUCAACACACACUUGCUCUUUCCCCGUAGGUUGUUGAUGUACCUGAAGCUGCGGUGUGACCUGCCCCCAAAGAGGUCAGUUCUCCAUUAACAGGAAAUGCUGAUUUGCUGAUAUGCAUUUUCUGUAUGUUGAAAAUGUAGAUAUGUGGUAGUCAUUGAACACUUGAUCAUUUUUUAUGAUGCACAUUAUAAUAGUUUAAUAACAUAUGAUAAUGUAGUCUGUCAGUGUGUUUGUCCUUUCCUUCUCUGACUGGGCUGCAAUGUAGGUCCCUCUGUCACUGAAGCAAUCUCUUUUCUCUUACAGCGCUGCUAUUAAUGUUUCUAUAACAAUACCGGUACCCAAGGGCUCGCUUCGGUGAGGAGAAACUCCUUUCUCUAUCUCAUGUUCCCUCCAUCUUUUGCUUUGUCUCUCACUAUGUGUAACCCUCCCCCAGUACAUAACAAGCUCCCCCUCCUCUCUCUCUUCUCACCCUCUUUGUUCUCCAGUCUCUCUCAGGAGUUGAGCAGCCCGGACCAGAGUGCUGAGCUGCAGCCAAAAAACAAGGCUGUCCAUUGGGAGAUCCCUCGCUUCCCUGGGGGCGCCCAGCUCUCCGCCCUGUUCAAGGUGACUAAACAUAAUCAGCACAACAAUGGGAAUCAUGGAAGUAGCAGAUACUGGUAGUAUGAGGGUAUAAUAGAUCAGUUUCAAUGAUUAUGAUGUCAGGAAAUCAGGAACUUCUUAUCAAUCAGGAAGAAUCACAUCUCUGCACACUUGUUUGCUGUAGAUCAGAUCGUUAGGUGUCGAUCAGCUUCUCAAAAUCCCAUGAGCCAUUUGCAGUUCGCAUAGAGCAAUGAGGCAUAUGCAGACAGCAUCGAAUGGUUAACAUACGUUAGUGGAAACUUUGCAAGUGCAUUAUAUUACCCUAAUAGUAGAUGGGUAAUAGAUAGACAACUUUGUAUAUGAUUGACCAACAUGCUGACCACUUCCUCUCUCUCUCUGUACAUUCAGCUGGAGGUCCCUGGCCUUAGCGCUGCCUCGUUACAGGAAGUGGGACCAGUCAGUCUGAGCUUUGAGCUGCCGAAGUACACCUGCACAGGACUGCAAAUUAGAUUCCUCCGCCUGUCCCCGAUACAGCCUGGACCGUCGCAACGCUGGGUCCGCUACGUGACCCAUUCAGACUCGUAUACCAUCCGUAUCUGAUACAGACAUACAGUACACACAUGCACACACACACACA